GGGGUUUCCUGGGGAAUUCGUAGGCAGAAGACGAGGCGCCCACCCACCCUCGCCCAACCUGCAGUAACUGCCAUUAGCGCUGCCCCCCUUCCUCUCUGCCCCCCCCCUCGCCGGAGCCGGAGGGGGUGGACUAAUGUGAAAGAGGAAGGAGCCGGUGAGUGGUGACUAGCCAGCGUGCCCUGCCCUGCCCUCUCCCAGCAGGCGAGAGGUCCUCUUCAAAACAGCAGCAGCCCAUCUGGCUGCAGAAGUGCCUCAGAGGGCAGGCAACAUGUGAAUAGUGCAAGCUCGCAGGACAGGGCAGGGCGGGGCAGGGCAGGACAGAGUACCCAGCAGCCAGCCCACUCGCCCAGAGCCGGCCAGCUUGCAUUGCCGGGACCCCUUGGCACUGGCUCCUGGGGGCGACUUCCCAAGGAUCCCCAGCGGGCAGCCUUGAGCCCUUCAGAAGGUGCCAAGCGGACAUUCCCAGAGAACCAUGGACGGUGUAGGAAAUAUGACAAGACUUGGGGACAACCUCAGCUGCCUCUCCACUAUCGAUGACUUCCGCAACCAAGUAUACUCCACUGUGUACUCAAUGAUCUCUGUCAUUGGCUUCUUUGGCAAUGGCUUUGUGCUCUAUGUGCUUAUCAGGACCUCCCACGAGAAAUCUGCCUUCCAAGUGUACAUGGUGAACCUAGCUGUGGCCGACCUGCUCUGCGUGUGUACACUGCCUUUUCGGGUUGUUUACUACGUUCACCGAGGCAACUGGUUCUUAGGGGAUUUCUUAUGCCGCCUCAGUACCUAUGCUCUGUAUGUCAACCUAUACUGUAGCAUCUUCUUUAUGACCGCCAUGAGUUUUUUCCGUUGCGUGGCCAUAGUCUUCCCAGUCCAAAACAUCAACCUGGUGACCCAGAAAAAAGCCAGGGUUGUGAGUGCAGCCAUUUGGAUCUUUGUUAUCCUCAUCAGCUCACCCUUUUUUCUGAUGAACAAAACCUAUCAAGACAGUCAUAACCACACCAAGUGCUUUGAGCCCCCGCAGGACCCAAAGAGUAAGAAAACGGUGAUGGCCUUGCACUAUGUCGCAUUGCUUUUGGGCUUCAUUAUUCCAUUUGUUACCAUAAUUGUCUGUUACACUAUGAUCAUCUUGACCUUACUAAAGAAUUCAAUGAAGAAAAACCUGUCAAGUCGUAAGAAGGCUGUAGGAAUGAUCAUUGUCGUAACGGCUGCCUUCUUGAUCAGUUUCAUGCCUUAUCACAUUCAACGCACGAUCCAUCUGCACUUUUUGAAUAACAAAAGUAAAACCUGUGAGGCCAUCCUGGCCAUGCAGAAGUCCGUGGUCAUAACCUUGUCUCUGGCAGCCUCGAAUUGUUGCUUUGACCCACUCCUCUAUUUCUUCUCGGGGGGUAACUUCAGGCAGAGGCUGUCCACGUUUAGAAAGCAUUCUCUGUCUAGCAUGACCUAUGUGCCCAAGAAGAAGACCUCCUUCCAAGAGAAAGGGGAUGAAUUGUGCAAAGAAUAGGGCCACUCCUCAAGCAAAAAUCUCUCUUCUGUCAAUGAGAGGAGCUAACCGAAUAAUUGUUUGCUAUAAUCAGUUAUAGAUAAAUAGGUAGGUAGAUAGAUAGAUAGAUAGAUAGAUAGAUAGAUAGAUAGAUAGAUAGAUAAUAGAUAGAUAGACAGGUAGAUACGCAUAUAUAUUAAUGCUGCAAAACAUAAAAGGCCUGCAUCUGGAUAUUUGCGCCUGCAAAAUCUGCUUAACUCCUAUACCCGUGUUGUCAUGGAUCCUCAUGACUCCCAAGGUAGCAAAAUUAAGUUCACAGCCCAAAACCAAUUUCUGUAUAGUAUUGUUACCGUCUAGAAACUAGGGACUCCAUACCUGUACUUUAGAGAAGAGUCUGAGUUUAAAAGGUAUCUGAAACAAUUUUCCUUUGGAUGAAAGCCUUGCUAAUUGGGUUUUCAGUAUCUUAGGUUAGCCCUUAGCACUCAGCUGCCAUUCCAAUAUUCACCUUUGCACGUAGGCCAGCUGAUAAUGACUGCGGAAGGAUCAGAAAGCACCCCAUGGACCUCUUAUCAGCGCCAGGAGGAUUGACAAGGACCAUUGAGUACAGAGAGUGCCUACAUGGCCCAGAGGGAAAACGUGCAAGGGCUGGAAUGGUAUAAGACAUGGGGCAAUGGCUAUUCUCAAUGUGUGGCUCCUUACACGGUGGCAACUUUAGCCUGAGGGAGGAUCGUGCUGGUCAAGGGCCAGAUCUGUUUUGGUCAAAGCUAUGUCCUACUUUCUUCUCUGCCCUUGCCCCCUGCCACCCCUGUGGAAUGUUAGUGGGGGCUCUGUUUGCAGAGAACAGGGCCAUCCCUAGGCCCUCUUCAAGUGGCCAAGCAGUUAGUAACCCCUGCGUGGUCAGGGGAAAAUCCCAAAUUCAAUGAGGAAUAGGUUAUGUGAUCAUCCUAUCUGCCACCCCCUGGACUGAAAUAAAAGAGAAGAAAAUUUUAAAA
This is a messenger RNA of Monodelphis domestica (gray short-tailed opossum), 2466 nucleotides long. RefSeq names its product cysteinyl leukotriene receptor 1 (gene CYSLTR1). Gene Ontology annotation, biological process: G protein-coupled receptor signaling pathway. The record is from RefSeq and is a predicted model, not a curated record. Gene Ontology annotation, molecular function: leukotriene receptor activity. Gene Ontology annotation, cellular component: plasma membrane. NCBI's taxonomy places the organism in Eukaryota, Metazoa, Chordata, Mammalia, Didelphimorphia, Didelphidae.